Messenger RNA from Branchiostoma belcheri (Belcher's lancelet), 1106 nucleotides. Its product is annotated as myoblast determination protein 1 homolog B-like. Lineage: Eukaryota; Metazoa; Chordata; Leptocardii; Amphioxiformes; Branchiostomatidae. The transcript is spliced from 3 exons. The record is from RefSeq and is a predicted model, not a curated record. Gene Ontology annotation, molecular function: RNA polymerase II cis-regulatory region sequence-specific DNA binding; protein dimerization activity; DNA-binding transcription factor activity, RNA polymerase II-specific. Gene Ontology annotation, biological process: positive regulation of myoblast differentiation; muscle organ development; regulation of transcription by RNA polymerase II. Bases 75 to 746 code for a protein of 223 amino acids.
UUAGUACACACGUGCUGUGGAACAGACCCAAGUCACAUCACAACAAGCCGACAUUUGUUUUGAUAGCUAGCACGAUGGCGUUUCCCGGCUGCUUCAGUUUCAGCACCGACCCGAGCGCGACUUUCCUGCGGGGACAACAGCACGUCCUGCCGACGACUUGCCUGACCGUCCCCGGUGGCGGGCACGGGGUUACCACGGGAAGCGGCUCAGAGUUCCACGGGCCCGGACGAUGCCUUCAGUGGGCCUGCAACACUUGUAAAACCAAGUCACGAGGAAAAGUCGACAAGAGAAAAGCGGCGACCAUGAGAGAAAGACGGCGCCUCUCCAAGGUCAACGACGCCUUCGAUGUCCUCAAGAAGAAGACGUCUCCAAACUCCACCCGGCGACUCACCAAGACGGAGAUCCUGAGGAACGCUAUAGACUACAUCUUGGAACUCAAGAAGUUGCUGAAGGCGUCUGAAGAAGCCAGUGCCGGGACGUCCAAGGCGUACACGUCGGAGUCAGACCUGGACAGCGAGGCAGGCAGUCCGGCAUCCUACUCCGAACAGAGCUCGGUAGAAAGCCCGCUGAGUUUGAUCGCAGAGACGGAAGACUUGUCCUGGGACGACAUGAUGACAGCCGCGUCCAGUCUGCUCACCGACAUGACAGAAGAUUGCGGUUCCCCAGACUCGGGCAUCUCCAGUCUCGGCAGCCUGUCCGCCAUUGUGGACAACAUUACGUCAUUCGAUCAUGACCUCGACCUAUGACCUCACCUCUCAAGGUCACGAACUUGUUAAUGGCGUCUUUAGUACUGUACAGGCUAAUCAAGGCCAUUGUCUUUCAAAAGUAUUUUGAUAUUCAUUCAUUAUGUAUUAUUAUAAUUGUUGCAAAUAACGUGAUCCUAGCCGGAAAUUGCAAUGACGUAAUCAUAACCGGAAGUUGCAGUGACGUCAUUCCAAUUCUUAUGUACAAAACACAAAUCUUUGUAAAUACGACUAAAAUAUUUAACGACAAGAUUUAUAUUUCGGUAAUUUUAACUAACUUCAUGUUGUACAAAUGUAGAUAAGAAUGUGAAUAGAAUUUUAUAUGUUUCAAUCUGAGACAACCAAGUUUUCAAAUAAAUUAUG